CGGUUUAAGAUCGCGAGAGGACGAGCGAAACCCAAGACAAGAAUCACAGCGCACAGUGACACAUACAUAAAAAAACGAAACACAAACAGAAACAGAGUUAUUGGGAAACACGAAACACUAAUUGAUUCGAAUUCGAUUCGAUUGAGGAUUGCUGUUUGGGUGUCUUGAUGGUGUCGGUGAACCCAAACCCCGCUCAAGGCUUCUACUUCUUCGAUCCCUCCAACAUGACCCUUCCCGGCGUCAACAAUCUUCCACCGCCGCCGCCGCCGGCUCCGGCUGCUCCCUCCGCCGUCGAGGAUCCGAAUAAGAAGAUCCGGAAACCCUACACGAUUACCAAGUCCAGGGAGAGCUGGACCGAGCAGGAGCACGACAAGUUUCUAGAAGCUCUCCAAUUAUUUGAUCGGGACUGGAAAAAGAUUGAAGCAUUUGUUGGUUCAAAAACAGUUAUCCAGAUACGAAGUCAUGCACAAAAGUAUUUUCUUAAAGUUCAGAAGAAUGGAACAAGUGAACAUGUACCUCCUCCUCGGCCAAAGAGAAAAGCUGCUCGCCCAUACCCUCAAAAAGCUCCUAAAACUCCUACUGUAUCCCAAGUUAUGGGCCCAUUGCAAUCUUCAUCUGCUUUCAUUGAACCUGCAUACAUUUAUAGCCCAGAUUCUUCAUCUGUGCUUGGAACUCCAGUUACUAACAUGCCUUUAUCAUCUUGGAAUUAUAAUACUACACCACAACCAGGCAAUGUGCCACAAGUGACCAGAGAUGACAUGGGAUUGACUGGAGCUGGACAAGCUGCUCCUCUUAAUUGUUGCUACAGCAGUAGUAAUGAGAGCACCCCUCCGACUUGGCCUCGUAGCAAAAGGAUUAAUCAAGGUGACCAGGACAAGCCAAUUAAAGUAAUGCCAGAUUUUGCACAAGUCUACAGCUUCAUUGGCAGUGUAUUCGAUCCAAAUUCAACUAAUCACCUACAGAAACUACAACAGAUGGACCCAAUAAAUGUGGAAACGGUAUUGUUGUUGAUGACAAAUCUCUCCGUCAAUUUAAUGAGUCCUGAAUUUGAGGAUCAUAAGAGGCUGCUUUCAUCAUAUGAUACCGACUCUGACAAGUCGAAGUUUGUUAAUAUUUGCAGCAAAUCCUUCACCAAUAAAUCCGAGAGUGCUGUUUUGUCUGCUUAGGAUGUAGCCAGUGGUUUGCCCUGAAGAGUGUUUUCAAUAUAUUUUCUGAAUGCACAUAAAGUGGUGGAGCAAGAAAGGGAAAAGACAAAGGUUUUGCUGAAAGGAAGUGUAGUAUCUAGAUGCUUGCAUGUGUAUAUAACUCGUAUAUAUAAGUAUAUGUAUACCUUUUGGAUUGAGUUUUUAUUUGUUGUAGGCACUGUUAGAUCGUAGUUAUGCUGCUGUGUUGUGUAUAUCUUUUGAAGAUGAUUGUCCUUGGCAUGCAGGACAAUGAGAGUCCUGUUAGGUCACUUUUGGAGGCUAUACUCUGUACAGUCUAUUGAGUGCUUUUGUGUGUUAUGCUGUGAAGCUUAGAAUUAGUAUAAAAGAGCGGUGUUAGGACUUAGGGGGUGCCGUCUGCCUUGUAUAUAAAGCAAUAAAACAGUGUAGAUAAAGUUUCUUCUUUUCAUGCGUGUAUAUUAUAUUAAUAAUACUUGCUACCUGGUCUCAACUA
This is a messenger RNA of Glycine soja, 1656 nucleotides long. RefSeq names its product protein REVEILLE 5-like. Gene Ontology annotation, molecular function: DNA binding. Bases 168 to 1166 code for a protein of 332 amino acids. Lineage: Eukaryota; Viridiplantae; Streptophyta; Magnoliopsida; Fabales; Fabaceae. The transcript has 8 exons. The record is from RefSeq and is a predicted model, not a curated record.